AUGGCAUCUUUAAUUAGUAGGAGCUUUAAUGGCUGCGACAUCAACUCCAAGCGCAAGAGGCAGAAUGCGGCCUCCGAUAACUGCAAGUUGUUCCGUAAUAAGAUCUUGACUCCGACAAUCCUCAUUGGCAUUCCGCGCCGAUGGAGGUUUCAGGUAUCUGUCUCUUCGGGGUAUUCUCAAUCUACUCAGCUGGAAGGGGGGAGUACACAGAAGCAGCAGGCUGGCGCUACCAAUGGUGAUGGUGCUUCGCCUGCUGGUGUGGCCUGGAAGUGCUGCAUUCGAUCGACGGCACCGCUGCUCGGGGACUCCGGCGCACGACUAAGCAUUGUCGUUAUUGACACUCAUAGCGAGCUAAGGAGUACUAUCUUUGAGGUCGACUCGUGGCGCCCACCGAAGGAGAUCACCCGCAGCGAUGGCACCAUCGGCUGGGAACGCGAGGGCGCGAUUUUCCUGCCAGCCGAAAUUAAGUCCCCAGGAGCAGUGCUGGUUCGCAAGCAGGAUAACCAACACGGCGAGCUUUCGCAGGAUUACAUUGCCUCCAUAGACCUCACCUGUGCCACCUCCGUCCAUACCAUCACCGCCAACAGCUGGGUUUCCUCAGAUCACGGUUGGCGUGUGUUUUUCUCGGGAGUUGCCUACCUGCCCAAGGACACCCCCCCGACCCUGGCAGAUGAGCGCCGGGACGAGCUGCGGGCUCUGCAGGGUACCCCUGAGACUCGUCUGGAGAAACGGAAGGACACGGACCGAAUUUACUGGUACCAGGUGUACAGCGAUCUCAGCUCCGGCAAGACUGGCGCUCUUGUUCGUCCCAACCUGGGAGAUUCCAAGGCCCUGCCAUACCCUCGCCGUCUCGCCACCAACCGCGGUGAUGAGCGGGAUGGCCGGGAGAAGGCACCCCAGCAAGGCAAAGACCUGUGGCUGCCGCUGGAUGAUCAGUUCAGUUUCGACAAGUCCUCUGACUUCAAUGGAGCAGCCCUCCAGGGGUCCCUGGCAGCCGCUAUUGCAACAAUUGCAGAGGCUGCCAACGCAAGCAGUCGCUCCCCCGUCACCCUACUGCCCACGCUGGUCAUCGGAGCCGCCAGGCAGGUCCUGGGCAAGAUACUGCCCGGAGUGGAGAGCCCCCUGGACAACUUCGAGGACUUCAAGGAUGUCAUUGCGAUGUACAAAAAGUCUAGCGGCUCCUUCAAGAGCCUCCUCCCCACGGACCUCUAUCCCCAGGGCGCAAACGGCGGUGCUGCUGCUGACAUGAACGGGAAGCCAUCAAAGGUGUCACCGUUCAAGUCAGCUGACGGCGGUUGGGAAUUCCAGCUGAGCAAGGAGGCGGCGGCCAAGGUGGACAGCUACACGGCCGAGCUGAGGGUGGGCCCUGUGUACGGAUCUGCUACCGGCACCCCAGCUGCUCGCAGCUUCUUCGCAAAGGAUUCCAAGCCCGGAGCGAGCAAGACGGACGAGCGGCUCGGAUCAAAGCUAUGGAACUUGGUGACUGGCAAUACACCGACCAUUAACAACCUCCUGUAUUUUAACCCUCCCCGCGUGCUGGAUGGUCGCCCGGACGCCUGGCACUGCGACCUGGAGUUUGGUCGCCAGGCUGUGGCAGGUUACAACCCGUGUGUCAUCACCGCCCUCACAAAACUGCCAGAGAGCUUUGGAAGCGCAAUUCGGGGGGAGCACAUCAAUGGUAUGACUGACCUGCAGGGGGCCACCCUGGAGCAGUUGGUUUCGGAGGCGGCGGCGGGCGGCAAGCCCCGGCUGUACUCAAUUGACUAUUGGGAUCUGUCGGCUUUCUGGGAGGCAGCGGCCAACGAGCGCAUCAAGGAUGUGGUCCAGCACGCGGGCCGUGCCAUCCUCUACCUGCGGAAGGAUGAGCAGGGCAAUGAUGCGGGCCUUAUCCCCGUGGCCAUCGAGCUAGCCCAUUCCAAGACCCACGCGAAGAACCCUGGUCUGGCCCGCACUGCCGGCCAGGUUUACUCUCGCUCCCAGCUCUCCGCUGACACCGCCACUCUGGCUGUGUGGCGACUCGCUAAGAUGAUCUUCAAGUCGCUGGACUCGUCGUUCCACCAACUGAUCAGCCACUGGAAUCGCACCCACUGCGUGCUGGAGCCGUUCUUCAUCGCCCUUCGGCGACAUGUUAGCGUCAUGCAUCCGGUUUACAAGCUGAUGCUGCCGCACUUCCGCUACACCCUGAACAUCAAUCGCGACGCUCGCUCAGGACUAAUCAACGCGGGCGGAAUCAUAGAGAAGUCCUUUUCUGCGGGGCCUUAUGCCAUGCGCCUAGCAUCCGUUGUGUACGGCAAGUACUGGAACUUCGCCACGGAGGCUCUUCCGGAGGACCUCAAGACCCGGGGUAUGGUGGACCCCACUGGCAAGCCCUGGCUCGAUUAUCCGUACGCAACUGACGGCUUGGAUCUGUGGAACGCACUGACGUCGUACUUCGACACGUACCUGAAGCUGUACUACAAGAGUGAUGAGGAUGUGAAGGGGGAUACGGAACUGCAGGCUUGGUGGCAUGAGGUCAAGACCGAAGGCCACCCCGAUCUCAUCCGCUUUGGACUCCGCCCCGGGGGCGAAACCCAGCUCUGGGGUUUUGAGGGUCCUAUCCCUUCCGUACAGCAGCUUGUACGGGUGCUCGUCACCAUUGCCUGGCUGGCGUCAGGCCAUCACGCUGCGGUCAACUUUGGGCAGUACGACUACACGAGCUUCGUCCUCAACGCUUCUUCGUUGGUACGGCGGCCCAUGCCGGCGCCGGGGGAUGAGAGCUGGGAGGAGCUGACACGCGCCCGCGUCGGUCCGACCCAGGAGGGUAUUCUUAUGACGUACCUUGCUGACCCGCUCACCGCCGUCACGGUACGGCAAUGGGAUGGUGCACUGUACGGCAACGGGUCGCCGCCACUGUCAAGUUGUUGUCAAGUCACGCCAGGGAUGAGCACACCCUGGAUGAGGUCAACGAACAGCUUGUGGGAUGAGCAAGGCAAUGAUGCGGGCCUUAUCCCCGUGGCCAUCGAGCUAGCCCAUUCCAAGACCCACGCGAAGAACCCUGGUCUGGCCCGCACUGCCGGCCAGGUUUACUCUCGCUCCCAGCUCUCCGCUGACACCGCCACUCUAGCUGCGUGGCGACUCGCUAAGAUGAUCUUCAAGUCGCUGGACUCGUUGUUCCACCAACUGAUCAGCCACUGGAAUCGCACCCACUGCGUGCUGGAGCCGUUCUUCAUCGCCCUUCGGCGACAUGUUAGCGUCAUGCAUCCGGUAUACAAGCUGAUGCUGCCGCACUUCCGCUACACCCUGAACAUCAAUCGUGACGCUCGCUCGGGCCUAAUCAACGCGGGCGGAAUCAUAGAGAAGUCCUUUUCUGCGGGGCCUUACGCCAUGCGCCUAGCAUCCGUUGUGUACGGCAAGUACUGGAACUUCGCCACGGAGGCUCUUCCGGAGGACCUCAAGACCCGGGGUAUGGUGGACCCCACUGGCAAGCCCUGGCUCGAUUAUCCGUACGCCACUGACGGCUUGGAUCUGUGGAACGCACUGACGUCGUACUUCGACACGUACCUGAACCUGUACUACAAGAGUGAUGAGGAUGUGAAGGGGGAUGCGGAACUGCAGGCUUGGUGGCAUGAGGUCAAGACCGAAGGCCACCCCGAUCUCAUCCGCUUUGGACUCCGCCCCGGGGGCGAAACCCAGCUCUGGGGUUUUGAGGGUCCUAUCCCUUCCGUACAGCAGCUUGUACGGGUGCUCGUCACCAUUGCCUGGCUGGCGUCAGGCCAUCACGCUGCGGUCAACUUUGGGCAGUACGACUACACGAGCUUCGUCCUCAACGCUUCUUCGUUGGUACGGCGGCCCAUGCCGGCGCCGGGGGAUGAGGGCUGGGAGGAGCUGACACGCGCCCGCGUCGGUCCCACCCAGGAGGGUAUUCUCAUGACGUACCUUGCUGACCCGCUCACCGCCGUCACGGUCGCCGCCACUGUCAAGUUGUUGUCAAGUCACGCCAGGGAUGAGCACACCCUGGAUGAGGUCAACGAACAGCUUGUGGAUCCCGCCGCCCGCGAGGCGAACCGGGCUUUCAUCGGCGCCAUGAAGCGCCUGGAGGAAACCAUUGAAAUGAGGAAUGCGGACGUGGCUAACUGGGCCCGAUUCGGCCUGGCGACAGAUGACACAGCCGGCCCGCUGCCGUACACGCUACUUGUGCCGGGUUCGCAGGCGGGUGUUACGAUGCGCGGCGUGCCGUACUCGGUUUCCAUCUAA
Messenger RNA from Volvox carteri f. nagariensis, 4233 nucleotides. RefSeq lists its product as uncharacterized. Lineage: Eukaryota; Viridiplantae; Chlorophyta; Chlorophyceae; Chlamydomonadales; Volvocaceae. Gene Ontology annotation, molecular function: metal ion binding; oxidoreductase activity, acting on single donors with incorporation of molecular oxygen, incorporation of two atoms of oxygen. The transcript has 27 exons. Gene Ontology annotation, biological process: lipid oxidation. Bases 1 to 4233 code for a protein of 1410 amino acids. The record is from RefSeq and is a predicted model, not a curated record.